Adineta steineri is the source of this 1908-nucleotide messenger RNA. NCBI's taxonomy places the organism in Eukaryota, Metazoa, Rotifera, Eurotatoria, Adinetida, Adinetidae. The record is from the annotation of a GenBank genome assembly.
AUGGAGAGGAUGGACACAACACAAUCGCCUUCAUUGAUAGGCAAAACUUGUACAAUUCGUAAUAAUCAAAAUGAAAUUAGUAGUAGUACAACAAUAGAUAUGCUUAAAGAUUGCUCACCUUGUAAUAAUAAACUUGUGAAAACAUCAGAUAAACACGCAAAAUUUUUAUUAGAAAAUUUAAAUUUAUUAAGACAACAAAAAGAAUUAUGUGAUGUGAUUUUAAUUCUUGGUCAAAAUAAAAUUCCUGCUCAUCGAGCAAUUCUUUCUGCAUGUAGUCCUUAUUUUAAAGCAAUGUUUACUGGUGAAUUAGCUGAAAGUCGACAAACAGAAAUAAUUAUUCAUGAUAUUGAUGAAUGUGCAAUGGAAUUAUUGAUUGAUUAUUGUUAUACAUCAAGAAUUGUUGUUGAUGAAAAAAAUGUACAAACGUUAUUACCAGCAGCUUGUAUUCUUCAAAUUGAAGAAGUUCAAAUAACAUGUUGUGAAUUUCUUCAAAAACAACUUGAUCCAUCAAAUUGUUUAGGUAUUCGCGCAUUUGCGGAUACACAUUCAUGUCGAGAACUUUUACGUAUUGCUGAUCAUUAUACUCAACAACAUUUUAUUGAUGUUAAAGAAAGUGAAGAAUUUUUAUUUUUACCAAUAAAUCAAUUAAUUGAUAUUAUAUCAAGUGAUGAAUUAAAUAUGACAUCAGAAGAAGAUGUUUUUAAUGCUGUUAUGCAUUGGAUUUCAUGUGAUGUUCAACAAAGAAAACAUUUUCUACCUAAAAUAUUAGAACAUGUUCGAUUUCCAUUAAUGACUGCUCGAUUUCUUGUAAAUACAGUUGGUUCAGAUCCAUUAAUAAAAGCAGAUCAAACUUGUCGAGAUUUAAUUGAUGAAGCAAAAGAUUAUUUAUUAUUACCACAAGAACGAUCAAGUAUGCAAGGACCAAGAACAAGAAGAAGAAAACCAGUAAAAACAUCUGAAGUUCUUCUUGCUGUUGGUGGUUGGUGUUCUGGUGAUGCAAUAGCAAGUGUUGAAAUGUAUGAUCCAUCAAAUAAUGAAUGGCGAACUGUAGCACCAAUGUCAAAACGAAGAUGUGGUGUAGGUGUUGCUGUACUUAAUAAUCUUUUAUAUGCUGUUGGUGGUCAUGAUGGUGUUAGUUAUUUGAACAGUGUUGAACGAUUUGAUGUUCAAACAAAUCAAUGGUGUCAUGAUUUAGCACCUACAAGUUCAUGUCGGACAAGUGUUGGUGUUGCUGUUCUUGAUGGAUGUCUUUUUGCUGUUGGUGGACAAGAUGGUAUUUCUUGUUUAAGUCUUGUCGAAAAAUAUGAUUCAAUAACUCAAAAAUGGAGUCGUGUAGCAUCUAUGGGUACGAAACGAUUAGGUGUAGCUGUUGCUGUACUUGAUGGAUAUCUUUAUGCUAUUGGUGGAUCAGAUGGACAAUCUCCACUCAAUACAGUUGAACGUUAUGAUCCAAAAAUAAAUAAAUGGACAUCAGUAGCACCAAUGACAACACGUCGAAAACAUCUUGGUUGUGCUGUUUAUAAUGGAUUUAUUUAUUCCGUCGGUGGUCGAGAUGAUUCUACUGAAUUAUCAACAGCUGAAAGAUAUAAUCCAAAAACGAAUCAAUGGUCACCUGUUAUUGCAAUGAAUUCAAGGCGAAGUGGAGUUGGAUUAGCUGUUGUUAAUAAUAAUUUGAUGGCUAUAGGUGGAUUUGACGGUGCAGCAUAUUUAAAAAGUGUUGAAUUAUAUGAUAAUGAAACAAAUAAUUGGAAAUUACAUGGAGGAAUGAAUUGUCGUCGAUUGGGCGGUGGUGUGGGUGUUAUUAAAGUUCAACAAUAUGAUACAAUACUUUAUGGAACAAAUUCCAAUUGUAGUACAUCAUCAGAUGAUAAUAAAAAUCGUUCUCUUUCGAAAUUAGUUGAUCUUUGA